Caenorhabditis elegans is the source of this 1497-nucleotide messenger RNA. RefSeq names its product receptor protein-tyrosine kinase (gene old-2). The transcript has 9 exons. The coding region runs from base 1 to 1497 and encodes 498 amino acids. Gene Ontology annotation, molecular function: ATP binding; nucleotide binding; transferase activity. The record is from RefSeq and is marked reviewed. Lineage: Eukaryota; Metazoa; Nematoda; Chromadorea; Rhabditida; Rhabditidae. Gene Ontology annotation, cellular component: plasma membrane. Gene Ontology annotation, biological process: nematode male tail tip morphogenesis.
AUGACGGGUUCUGUAAUUUUUUUUGCUUUAUUUUCUUCAUAUUGCUUUGCUUCAUGCUACGCACGAAAUUUAACAUUGGGUAGAAACUUUGAAGAUUCGUUCAAAAGAGUCCCGCGAGCGUCUGAAAAGAAUGAAUUGGGCGAUUCAAAUGUACAACAGAUUAUAUUCAUUUCGUUAUACAGUGUGUUUGUUGCACUUGCAAUUGGAAUUUGCUGUUUGAUUAAAGCUUACAAAUCAAAGAAACGACAGCUCCCGGCAAACAGAUCAAAAGGCAAUGAGUAUCUUCUUGAGCCAACAACGGCGGAUCAGAAGAAAAGAUAUUCAAACAAUAUAGUUCCACCAGAACCAACGCCUUAUCCAAUUACUUCCGGGGAAGAUGAUUUUGGGAAAACUCCUUCUCGUUUGUCAAAUGAAGAAUGCCCUCCAGAACUAAAACUGGCUCCAAUUAAUGACAGAAUCAAGUACCUUCAUUAUUACGCGGAAGUUGAAAUCAAUGAGGAAGAUCUUGAUAUUUCAAAGGGAAGACCGCUAGGAUCAGGAGAGUUUGGAAUAAUACGAAAAGGAUUUUUGAGAAGCAAAAAUUCCAAAAAUAAGGAAACAGAAAGCAGGUUGGAAGUGGCAGUGAAAUCACCGUUAAAUGAAUACAAUCAUAUUCAACAAGAAUUGAUAUAUGAUGAACUGAAAGUGAUGUGUGCAGUCGGUAAACACCCAAACAUUUUAGCCUUAGUCGGAGGAAUUACAAUUGGAGAAAAGAGGAUGAUCAUAUCCGAGCUUGUGGAGAACGGAGACCUACUAAGUUUCUUGAGAAAAAAUCGGCGAAAUUUCACAAUUGAUCAAUUGGCUUUUGAACCUGAAAAACCGUCAUUGGGCCUUGUUGAUUUAGUCUCAUUUGCAUUCCAAAUUGCAAAAGGGAUGGAGUAUUUGAUUCACGUUCCGUGCGUUCAUAGAGACUUGGCUCUCCGCAAUGUGCUAAUAAAGGGAAAUAUGGUAAUUCGAAUUGCAGACUUUGGAUUGGCUAGGAGACAUAAAAAUAAAGAUUAUUACAAAACUCAAAGUGUCGAUACACCGCUUCCAAUACACUGGAUGGCACCUGAAAGUAUAGACAAAUUACUGUUCACUCAGAAAUCAGAUGUUUGGUCAUAUGGGGUCUGUCUUUAUGAACUAUUUUCUUUGGGAAAAUCACCUUAUAAAAAUGUGAUAAAAUAUGAUGAAAGAGAUUCCUAUUGCAAAUAUGUGCUGGCUUACUUGAAUGAAGGAAAACGACUUGCACAGCCUGCACAUGCUGAUGCUGAAAUAUAUAAUGUAAUGAAACUAUGCUGGGAUCUAGAUAUGAAUAGUCGUACAACAUUCUUAGACUGCAUUGAGUUUUUUGAGAAAGAAUUGAAAACAACAUCAAAUGAGUAUUUUCUUGAUCUCACCAGAAAGCUCCGUUCAGAAACCAACAAUCAACUUCGACUUAGUAAUUGGCUUUCUGAUGAGAAACAUUGUGAUAGUUAA